UCUCAGUGGCAUUCUUGUCCUAUUCUUUUUUUUUGUCCUUUUUUUUUUGGUUUUUUGUUUUUUUUUUGUUGUUUUUGUUUUUUUUCUUUUUUUCCACUUCUUUGAUUAUUGUUUAUAUUUGGGAAAGCUGGAGGAGCAUGGUUUUGAGCCUUUUCCUGAAUCCAAGUUUUUCUAGCAUGCGAUCGUUCUGUAGACAAGGCGCUGUGUCUCGGAGUCCGCGGCGACCGUGCCCGCUGGGAGCGUCUCCCAAGUCCAGCAAAAUGUGCAACUGGUUUUAUGGAAAAAGCGAUGUGAAGUAUGGUGCCUAUUUUUUUCCUUUGUAAAAAUAAAAAGCAUGUUUCUAACUCUUUUUUUGCAUACUCUUUUUCUGAUAACAUUUUUGUAUAGGUGGGAUUUUACGGCAGUGUUUACAAGUUUGUGGUCUUGCAAUACUGGUGCAAACCACUGAGCAAAGACAUUAAUUUUAUAUUUUUUGUGCCCUUUUUGGAAGCCGGUGAAAACGAAUUCGUUUUUUUUCCCUCCUGUUUUUGAUACCCAUUGAUAACAUGAAACUUUUCUUACAGCUGGUGACUGGGAUCAUUUUUAAGCAAAAUACUUUUUUCCUCCUUUAAAUUAACUAUGACUUUUGCACAUCUGACUUUUUUAAAAAACCGAGAUAAUUUUAUGAUAGAUAUCCUGAUAUCUAUAUCUAUAUUGUCCCUUAUUUCUCCCCCUUCCCUCCCCGUAAAUCAAUUUUCAAAUGAUGGCAGUGGAAGGUUUUUCUGGAAAAAAAAAAUGAAGUGCGGUUUGGUUUCCUUGUCAACGGAGGAUGAAGUGAACAGCUGAGCAGCUCGCAGAGAGCAGACAGACCAAUUUUCUUGUUAUGGAAGAAAACCCUCAGAUAAUUUAAAAUAAAUAGAGGAACAUCAGGCUGUAUUCAAACACCAUUACUAUAAGAAGAAAACAAAAAGAUUAAAGCAAGGAGAGCCAAUCAUGACUGGCAAAACACAGACCAGCAACGUCACCAAUAAGAAUGACCCCAAGUCCAUCAACUCCCGUGUUUUCAUCGGCAAUCUAAAUACAGCAAUUGUCAAGAAAGUUGACAUUGAAGCCAUUUUUUCAAAGUAUGGAAAAAUAGUUGGAUGUUCCGUUCACAAAGGUUAUGCAUUUGUACAGUACAUGAGUGAGCGACAUGCAAGAGCUGCAGUGGCUGGAGAAAAUGCCAGAGUCAUCGCCGGCCAACCACUUGAUAUCAACAUGGCAGGAGAGCCCAAACCAUACAGACCAAAACCUGGAAACAAGAGGCCCCUUUCUGCACUUUACAGACUUGAAUCAAAGGAACCUUUCCUGUCUGUUGGCGGUUAUGUCUUUGACUAUGAUUACUACAGAGAUGAUUUCUACAAUCGGUUAUUUGAUUACCACGGGCGUGUGCCUCCACCUCCCCGUGCAGUAAUUCCGCUGAAGCGUCCCAGAGUGGCAGUCACAACGACUCGCAGGGGGAAAGGAGUCUUUUCCAUGAAAGGUGGAUCGAGAUCUACUGCCAGUGGGUCAACAGGUUCUAAAUUGAAAUCAGAUGAGUUACAGACCAUCAAGAAAGAAUUAACCCAGAUCAAAACUAAAAUUGACUCCUUGCUAGGGCGCCUGGAGAAGAUUGAGAAACAGCAGAAGGCGGAGGCAGAAGCUCAGAAGAAGCAAUUGGAAGAGAGUCUAGUGCUGAUCCAAGAGGAAUGUGUGUCAGAGAUUGCAGAUCACUCUACAGAGGAGCCUGCUGAAGGAGGGCCAGAUGCCGAUGGAGAAGAGAUGACAGAUGGGAUAGAGGAGGACUUCGAUGAAGAUGGGGGUCAUGAGCUGUUUCUACAGAUAAAGUGAUCUGAAAUAACGCAUGAUGCCGCAAAGCAGAAAAGAGAAACUGUGACAACCCCCAGAAAUGUGAAAGGAGGUUUCUUACUGGACAGCAGCAUCUUUGGUUCAAUUUAUAUAAAAACCCAAAUAAAUAAAAUGGACAGUAUUGCUCAGUUUUAGAAAUUCCAUUUCUUCUAUGUUUUAAGCUGUACAAUUGUCAGGUUUUUAUUGUUUAAACUGUAAAUGUGUUUUCCCCUUUGCUAAUUAUGUUUUUUUUUUAGUCUUAAAAUGUGAAAGGCAUUUAUGAAUGGUAAGGGAGACACUAUAUACAAAUGUAUAUUUGUAAAAGCUAUUUUUAUGAUUAGCAUGUUUCACUGUUGAUCAUAUAUAAAGUCAGGUGAUAUUGCAAUUCUGUAUUUAAAGCUUAUUUCCAACAAUGUCAUGUAAGAAAAGAUGCAUCUUAUGCUAGUUUUUAUAAUUUAUUUAUAAUUUAUAGUUUAAAGUACUUCAGAUCAUAAUGAUAAAAUACUUGAAAAAGUUAUAUUUCUGCCCUGUAUAAGCACCCUUUUUAUUAAUAAAGAAUGCAGAUAUUUCAGAUGUGAUAUAAUAGUUAAAGAACUGUUGGUUUGAUCUGUGAUUAAGUUGAGCAUGCUCCACUCUACUGAACUAAAUGAUCCAAUUAUUACUUCAGUCUGGGUAUGAGAUUCCAUGGACAAGUAAGGACUAGAUUGCCAAGGAAAAGACUGUCUUGCCCUUGGAUCCAAAAGUUUAAAUUAGUGCAUACAUCAUGUCAUUUCACCUCCUGUUCCUAGGAACUCUCCAUUCCCAAGCAUUGCCAGUGUUUUCCAGAUAAUCUUAGCUGUUGUCUUGUGCUGUGGAAAUGGAAGAAACCAUCUUCACAGACUGUAGGAGAAUUCAACAUAUAAUUUCUUAAUAAAUACUGUUUCUUUUAAAACAAA
Molecule: messenger RNA, 2780 nt
Organism: Gorilla gorilla gorilla (western lowland gorilla)
Lineage: Eukaryota; Metazoa; Chordata; Mammalia; Primates; Hominidae
Gene: RALYL
Product: RALY RNA binding protein like
Exons: 10
Coding region: 973-1848 (291 amino acids)
Cellular component (GO): nucleus
Molecular function (GO): RNA binding
Source: RefSeq, a predicted model, not a curated record